AUGGAUCACGUAACCUCCCCUCAGGAACGACUCGCCUGCGCAACCAUGCAUGCCGACCUCCUCAGGUCGCUCUUGAUGCACCCAGUCGUUAAGUACACGCCCGAUGGACAGCCAGACCGGUCAAAAAUUCCAGACUCGGUCUACUAUGUAAUCGAUUUCGAAGUGAGAACGUACCGCGAUUACAUCCUUCCUCUCCUGCCGCCGGACGCGGAAAAACACAGUCACGACCUGGCUGUUUUCCAGGCUGCCGAUGGCAACAACGAUAUGCUCGCUGAUGACUUGUUCCCUCGAAUGAGUGUAGGCGGAUUCGAAGAGAAGUGGACGGACAGUAUUAGUCGAGCGAUGCUGAUCUCAAUGAUCAUCACGGAACCGAGUAUGAUGACAAAGUUUGGAACUCCUUUCGACCUUGGUCCAGAAGUGAAGGCUGCAGCAAGAGCUUUCCUGAGCGAUUAA
Exophiala viscosa is the source of this 453-nucleotide messenger RNA. RefSeq lists its product as uncharacterized. The record is from RefSeq and is a predicted model, not a curated record. Lineage: Eukaryota; Fungi; Ascomycota; Eurotiomycetes; Chaetothyriales; Herpotrichiellaceae. The coding region runs from base 1 to 453 and encodes 150 amino acids. The transcript has a single exon.